Racocetra fulgida is the source of this 156-nucleotide messenger RNA. The record is from the annotation of a GenBank genome assembly. Lineage: Eukaryota; Fungi; Glomeromycota; Glomeromycetes; Diversisporales; Gigasporaceae.
AUGGGCAAGUUGAACCAAUAUAUAGCUGAAGUGGAUGAGGCAGAUGCUAAAGAAUCUGAACCAAUGUUAGAAAUUUUAGAAAAUUUUAAAAAAAUCAUCACAGAAAAGUCUUUUGAUCUUCCGCAAUCAAAAAUGACUAACUUUAAAAAAUAUUGA